Molecule: messenger RNA, 2067 nt
Organism: Cryptosporidium ubiquitum
Lineage: Eukaryota; Apicomplexa; Conoidasida; Eucoccidiorida; Cryptosporidiidae
Product: nucleolar ribonucleoprotein
Exons: 1
Coding region: 1-2067 (688 amino acids)
Biological process (GO): maturation of SSU-rRNA from tricistronic rRNA transcript (SSU-rRNA, 5.8S rRNA, LSU-rRNA)
Cellular component (GO): nucleolus; small-subunit processome
Source: RefSeq, a predicted model, not a curated record
AUGGCAGUACAAACAAGAAACAAAAAGAAGGAUAAAACUCUGUGGAUUCCUGUUGAGGAGGAGGUAGAUGAUAGUACUAGCAACGAUGAGUUGGAGGUGAUGAAAAUUGACGAUGAUUAUGAUUCACCUGAUGAUAGCGAAACAGAAGACCAAUAUGAAGAGGAAGUUGAGGAAGGAGAUAGUGAAGAGGAGUCAAAUACUAAGGAUUGGGGAAAUAAGAAGCAGGAUUUUUACGAUGGAGGCUCUUCAAGCACAGACAGUGAAGGAGAGAACUGGUCUGAUGUGGAAAUGCAGGAUGAAGAGGCACGUGGAAUUCAGGCGAGUAGAAUGAUGAGAUUGAGUAGAGAAGACUUUGGGAUGGAUGAUAUCAUCGACCAGGGUAGAUUUGAAGAAGAGGAUGAAUCGGGAGAAAAUGAGGCAAACUCAUUUGGAUUAUUAAUAGAUGACGCAGAAACAUUAUUGGAUAGUUUAAGUAAUUUGUCAAAUACAAGACAAGAAACGAAGUCAGACGUUUCAAUAGCAUUGGAAAAGGAGGGACUAGAUGGUAUAGAGAGUUUAAAUUCAGAGUUAGCUCCACUAUUAGCAAAUGUAAAGGAAAAAGUUACUGAAGUAGAAGAAAGAAUGCAGGUAUUAUUGGAUUUGGUAAAGACAAAAGAAGGUUCAGGCUUGGUAACAGAGAAAGGAAUGGAGUAUUUAGAUUCUAAGAAUACUUUGCUCUUGAUGUACAUUGGCUAUCUGUGUUAUUAUAUGAUGUUAAAGACUUCUCCUAACGUGAAUAUUAAGGAGCAUCCAAUUUUGUUGAGACUAGUUACUUUGCGAACAAUGAUGGAAAAAUUAAAGCCAAUAGAUAUCAGGCUACAACCACAAAUAGAUAGAAUUUUGGAAUUAGCGGAGAAAUCAUCUCAAGUAGAUAACUUUUUAUCAUCCACUCCAAGGCCAGACAGAUUCAUAUUUGAGGAUGAAGAUAAUGAUAAUAGCGACAUUGAGGGGGAUGAGACUUCUAGACAUGGUAUUGAAGAUGAAUUUGAUGAGUCAACUAAUGUCGAUUCAGAUGCAGAAGCAACUGAAGACUCUGAUAGCGGUAAUGGUAUUUAUAAGGUCCCAAAAAAUAUACCUGUCGAAUUUAACGAUAAAAAAUUGAGUAAGACUGAGAAAAUGAUGAGGGAGUUAGAAAGAGAGAGAAAGAGAUUAUUAAGGACUGAUAUUAUUCGCCAAAUGAGAUCUAGCAUUCAUGAAGGCCCUGAGGAAGUUGGAAAGGAAGAUACUGAACAACUACCUCAAUUAGAAAGAUUACAACGAGAAAUAAAAGAAAGAAUUGAUUUCGAGGAAGAUAAUAUGAUGAGAUUACCAAAGACUAAAAAGGAUAAGAAAGAAGAGAAGCUUUAUAAAAGGCUAAUGAACCAGGUUGAGGGAGGCGUUAAUACUUUGGAUGAUUUGGCUCAAUUUGCAGAAAGGGCUACAGAUAUGGCAACUAAUUCAAAAAAGAACUCACUUACAAAGUAUUUAACUAAUGCAUCAAGGCUCAAUAAGGAGAUUACACGAAGUAAUUUAGCUCAACAAAAUUCUGACAAGAGCAUUACGGAAAAAUUGGUUAAGAGAAGAAAAGCACAAGCUGAGUUGAGUCAGAAGAGCAAGUACAAGCCUGAGUACGAUUCUGAUAAUAUCAACUUUGAAAGACAAAUGGAUGAAUCUUAUGCUGAGGCAGAAGAAGAGCUUUUUAAAAAUAAUUCGUAUUUGCAAGAUGUUGCCAAGUUUAAUGAAGAAAAGAAGAUGCAAAAGCAAAGGAGAAAGCAAGAAAUUGAUAGUCGAAAUAUGCCUAAUAUUGAUGAUCUUAUAGAUUCAGGGUCUAGAAGGGCAUCCACAAAGGAAAUGAUUAAGAAUAAAGGUUUGACUAGAAAGAGGAAGAAGAUUGAGGGUAAUGCAAGAGUACAUAACAGACUUAAGUAUAAAAAGGCAUUGAAAAAACUUAAGGGAGCACAAAGGAGUAUGAGGGACUACGAAAACAGUUAUUCUGGAGAAUCUACAGGAUUGAAGGAUAAUGUCAAGAGAUCCACUAAUUUGAAUUAA